Messenger RNA from Triticum turgidum subsp. durum (durum wheat), 3519 nucleotides. The record is from the annotation of a GenBank genome assembly. Lineage: Eukaryota; Viridiplantae; Streptophyta; Magnoliopsida; Poales; Poaceae.
AUGGCGAGUGAGCUCCAUGAACUGGAGACCACCAUCAUGCCGCAGUUUGAGCUCAUGAUUGAAGCAGCUAACAAGGGCAACCACAAGAUCAAGUUGGAAAAAUGGGUCCAAGAGCUCAAAGAAGCCUUCUGCAAAGCCGAAGACCUGCUCGACAAGCAUGAGUACAACCUCCUCAAGCGCCAAGCAAAGAGCGGGAAGGGUGCCUCCACCAGCACUUGUAUGCAUCCUGCGUUUAACUGGCUGUCCAAUCUGGGCACCAAGAACAGGAAGUUACUUCACCAGCUCAAGGAACUGAAGGCCAUUCUUGCAAAAGGCAAAGAGCUCCGUGAACUUCUUUGCUUACCAGCUGGUAGUAAUAGUGCAGAGGGCCCUGCUAUUCCUCAAGCCACAUCAUUACCACCUCUGAAAGUAAUAGGUCGUGACAAGGAUCGCGAUCGUAUAAUAAACUUUCUUACCGAGCCGGUUGGUGCUGCCACCGACGCUAUAUAUUCAGGUAUGGCUAUUGUUGGAGCAGGAGGCAUGGGAAAAUCCACCUUGGCACAGCAUGUUUACAAUGACAAGAGGGUACAAGAACAUUUUGAUGUCCGGAUGUGGGUGUGCAUCUCACGCAGACUUGAUGUCCAUCGUCAUACACGGGAGAUCAUCGAGUCCGCGGCCAGGAGGGAGUGUCCGCGUGUUGAUAAUCUGGAUACCCUCCAGUGCCAACUAAGGGACAUGCUGCAGAAAUCAGAGAAAGUCUUGCUUGUGUUGGAUGAUGUUUGGUUUGAUGAUUCGAGCAGUCAGAUGGAAUGGGACCAACUUUUAGCUCCUCUGGUUUCACAGCUCAAGGGAAGCAAAGUUUUGGUAACUUCUCGACGGGAUACAUUUCCCUGUGCUCUUCGCUGUGAAAAGGUGCUCCGGUUGGAUACCAUGGAAGAUACCCAGUUCCUCGCACUCUUCAAAUACUAUGCCUUCGCUGGGGAAGAAACCAGAGACCUUUCAUUGCUUGAAAGGCUAGAAGAGAUUGCAGAGAAGAUAGCUAAAAGGCUUGGACAGUCUCCCUUGGCUGCAAAAGUUGUUGGUUCGCAGUUGAAAGGGAAAAUGGAUAUAUCUGCCUCGAAAAAUGCUCUAACUUUAAAGAUUGAAAACUUAAGCAAGCCCAGGACAGCCCUGUUGUGGAGUUAUCAGAAGUUAGAUCCACGUCUUCAGAGGUGUUCUGCAUAUUGCAGCUUGUUUCCAAAAGGGCACAAAUAUGACACUGAUGAGUUGGUUCACCUGCUUGUAGUGGAGGGACUUGUUGAUUCAAGCAACCAGAAUAGGAGAAUGCUAGAUAUUGGAAAGGAUUACAUCAAUGAGAUGGUCUCUGGAUCUUUCUUGCAACCAAUUUCAUAUUUAUUUGGCCGCACGUACGUCAUCAUGCAUGAUCUUCUUCAUGAUUUGGCUGAGUCGCUCUCUAAACAAGACUGCUUUAGAUUAGAGGAUGAUAAGGUGACAGAAAUACCAUGCACCGUCCGACAUCUAUCUGUCUGUGUUGAGAGUAUAAAACGACAUAAGCACAAUAUCUGCAAGCUACAUAAUUUACGCACUGUUAUCUGCAUCGAACCACUUACAGAUGACAUAAGUGGUAUUUUCGAUCAGGUUCUGCAAUAUUUGAAGAAGUUACGUGUGCUCCAUUUGUGCUUUUACAAUAGUAGCAAGCUACCUGAAUCUGUAGGUGUGUUGAAGCACCUUCGGUAUUUGAACCUCGUCAAAACUUCUAUUGCCGAGUUGCCUGGAUCAUUAUGUGCUCUUUAUCACCUACAGGUACUUCAGUUAAACGAUAAAGUUAAGAGCUUGCCUGACAAACUCUGCAAUUUAAGCAAGCUACGGCAUCUUGAAGGGUAUCGCGAUCUGACAUACCAGUUGUAUCAAGUAGCUCUGCCUCAAAUCCGUUAUAUAGGCAAGCUAACUUUGCUCCAACAUCUUGAAGAAUUUUGUGUGCAAAAGCAGAAGGGGUCUGAGUUGCAACAGAUCAGAGACAUGAAAGAGCUUGGUGGCAGUUUAAAUGUCAGAAAUCUGGAGAAUGUCAGUGGAAAGAAUGAAGCCAUAGACUCUACGCUAUAUCUGAAAAGUCACCUUGGAACCCUCAGCCUUGUCUGGAGUUGCAAUGAUGGCACGAGAGUAGAGGAUAGUUUACAGUUGGAGAUUAUAGAAGGUUUGAAGCCGCCGCCUCAACUUCAUUGCCUCAAAAUUGAAGGUUACAAAUGUGCCACAUAUCCAAGUUGGUUACUUGAGGGUUUGUAUUUUGAAAAUUUGCAAUCUUUUACGCUUGUUAACUGCAGUGCGUUAGAAGGCCUGCCACUCAAUACUAAGCUCUUCAGGCAUUGCACUGAACUGCAGCUCCAGAAUGUGUCAACUCUGAAAACAUUAUCUUGUCUUCCAGCUGCACUUGCCCGCUUAAUGAUUGGCAGUUGUCCAUUGCUUACGUUUAUUACUGAUGGUGAGCUAGAACAGCAUGAUGAGAGAGAGAACAUCAUGAGGACAGACUACUUGGCAUCACAACUUGCCUUCAUAUGGGAGGUGGAUUCCGGAUCAGAAAUUAAGAAAGUAUUAUCAUCAGAACAUUCAUCUCUGAAGCAGUUGAUGGAUGCUGACAAGUCACAUCUUCAAACCAUUGCAAGUGCUAUAGAAAGAGAAAACAAUGAACUAAUGCUGAAAGAGGAUAUCAUCAAGGCAUGGAUAUGUUGCCACGAGAAGAGGAUUGGAUUUAUUUACGGAAGAAGCAUCGGGAUGUCGUUGGUUCCACCGUCGGGGCUUUGUCGACUUCACCUUUCUUCGUUCAACAUUACUGAUGGGGCAUUAGCUGUUUGCCUUGAUGGUCUCACUUCACUGACAAGGUUGGCCUUAGAGGAGAUCAUGACUUUAACUACACUUCCGUCGCAAGAGGUACUCCAACAUUUGACAAAGCUUGACCACAUGUUCAUCAAAUCUUGCUGGUGUUUGAAGUCACUAGCAGGCUUAAGAGCUGCUACCUCUCUUUUGGAGGUUAGGUUGAUUACCUGCCCUUUGUUAGACUUGGCACGUGGAGCAGAUUUAUUGCCAUUAUCUCUGAAGGAGCUCGUUAUAUCCCGUUGCGUUGUCGCAGCCAAUUCCAUCAGUGGUGACUUGCCGCAGCUGGUAGACCUUUCCAUGUUUCGGUGUAGAAGCUCUGCAUCCUUGUCGAUUGGCCAUCUGACCUCCCUUGAAUCAUUAUCACUAGGAGGUUUCCCGGAUCUGUGCUUUCUUGAAGGCUUGUCUUCCCUGCAAGUUCAUCAUGUGCAUUUGACAAAUGUUCCGAAGCUAACUGCGGAGUGCAUCGCACAGUUUCGGGCACAGAAAUCACUCUAUGUUAGCAGCCCUGCGAUGCUCAACCACAUGCUCUCAGCUGAAGGCUUUACAGUUCCAUCAUUUCUUUGUCUUGAAGAAUGCAAGGAUCCAUCCGUUUCAUUUGAGGAAUCUGCAAAUUUCACUUCAGUCAAGUGCCUGAGAUUACGCGAUUGUGAAAUGAGUUCCCUGCCAUGA